AUGUUAACUUACAUAGACGUGCAUCUUAUAUAUACCCUGCCAGUCAUCGCAGUGUUAGCGUCGAUAACAUGGCCGUUUAUAAGUCGCUUAGAACUGUUCAAAAUUGCAUUCGUCUGUACGAUGGCGUUUGUUUAUACGACACCGUGGGACAACUAUAUAAUCUUCCACAACGCCUGGAUGUACAAACCCAAAAACAUUUUAGCUGUUAUAGGAUAUGUGCCCGUUGAAGAGUACAUGUUUUUCGUUAUACAAACUGUUAUGACAUCACUGUGGGCAUUGGUUUGCACAAGAUGGUCUCCGGCUUGUUUCAAUUUCAAUUUCAAUAAGACAAGCUACAUACUGAUCCGUUGGAUACCGAUAUUAGUUUUAGCGCUGACGGCAAUUCAAGGCUACAACAUAGCCGUACCGGGCAAAGACACGUUCUAUUUGGGUUGCAUCCUUUGGUGGUCGUGCCCUGUCAUAAUAUUCUUAUGGUACGGUGCCGGUAAUUACUUCGUCAAAAAGUCAACGUCGACAGCGAUCGCGAUUAUAGUUCCGACUUUGUACCUGUGCUGGGUCGACCGCAUAGCACUCAAAGACGACGUAUGGCACAUUAACGAAAAAACCUCGUUGAACAUAUUCGUCGCCGAUGAUUUGCCGUUCGAAGAAUGCUUGUUCUUUCUAAUCACCAACGUGAUAAUCGUCCUGGGCAGCAUGGCUUUUGACAAGUCCUACGGGCUUGCGGACACGUACACGUUCGACUAUCCACUCCGUUACGGUACAAGUUGGAAAUACAAUAAUCAGCAAAUGCGAGCUUUUGUGACGGCCGAAUGCGACAUGUCUCCAAGCCCAGUCAAUGACAUCAGACAUUGUUUAAACGUACUCAAAAUAGCUUCUAAAUCGUUCAACGUGGCCAGUCUCGUUUUUCCAGCAGGAGUACGUUUGCAUUUGAUCAUAUUAUAUGCAUUUUGUCGGGUAACAGAUGACAUGAUCGAUAGCGAGCCGAAUGUUGGGGUGAAAAAGCAGAAACUGAUGCUGAUUGAAAGGUUCAUCGAUGAAAUUUUUGCGGAUAGAAGUGCGGACUACGAUGUGAAGACGUCAACAUCGCGGAAACCAGAAGUAGACUGGCAACGGUACCGCCAAGAACUAACCGACGAGGAGCUGUCGUGCUUUCGGGCCAUAUCACGGAUAUCGUUUUAUCUACCCCGAAAACCGUUUUAUGAGCUGAUCGACGGCUACCGAUGGGACGUGAAUGGUAAAAUGGUUCAAAACGAAACCGACCUGCUGUUGUACUCCAGCUACGUAGCCGGCAGUGUGGGGACGCUGUGUGUGUACGUGAUGAUGUACAAGUGUGGUGUAAAUAUCGACGACGACGCAAGGCAUGAUUUCGUUAUCAAAAAAGCACAACAGAUGGGACAGGUGCUGCAGAUCGUCAACAUCUCCCGGGACAUCGUUACCGACAGCGAGACGCUGGGCCGAUGCUACGUGCCCGCCGAGUACAUGGACGACGCGGCCGCGGACGUGAACACCCUGUGCACCGACAGGAACCCGUGGACGCUCGGUUCCGAGAAGCUGAAAACGUACGCCACGCGCAUGAUCAGCCUGGCCAACCAAUACCAGCUGGAGUCGCUGGAGGGCAUCCGGUACCUGCCGUACGAGGUGCGCGGCCCCGUGCUGGUGGCCACCGACAUUUACCGUGGCGUGGCGUGCGCGGUGGAGGCCAGCCCGACGUACCCGCGGAGGGCGUCGCUGGACAAGUGGGACAAGAUCCUCAUCGGCGUCAAUUCGCUGUACGUCAAGAGUCUCAAAUACUUUUUCCAAGCCGACCGCUGCAAACAAUGUUGACGUGAUGUCGACGGGCCACCGCGAAAAUUGCAUUACCACGGCGGCGGCCUUGGAAUGAGCGUGCUGCACUCGUGAUGCAUUAUUCCCUCAGUCCGCUGGAACACGUGUUAACCACGGUUUCAGAAUAAUAUGUAUGCUAACAUUUUUAUUUCUUUUAACAUUUAUUUGCGGUGGAUUUAAAAAAAAAAACAAAAAAAAUCCACUUCCAUUACGUUUAGUUAUUAGGUAUUCUUUAUUGUCCUAUUCGUUAUAACUGGGACCAAAUAUUACACUUUUAUAAGAUGUUUAAUAACGUAUAAUGGCAGACAACAGAUGUCGAACGAAUAGUGUUUACAUAUACAUAACCAUUUAAAACUUAGAUGAGUUUAAAUAAUAUGACAAAGGGCGGUACUUAGAGAGUGUUAUAGUGCCCUAUUCUGCAACUUGUCAAAAUUGUAAAAUGUGCUUAAUUAUAAAAUGAAAAAAAAUACUAGUUUACAAUAUUCAUUAUUUAUACAUUAAGUGGUUUUUUAAAUGAACAGAUCUGUUCGCAACUAAAAAUUUAAUAAAUCAUUAAGAUAUAAAAUAGUAAUAUAUAAGAUGAUUUUUUUUGUUCUAACCGCAAAGUUAUAUAUACAAAUGAAUACAGUUAAAUAACAUUAUCUCAAAAGAUGACUUGAAAAGUGAGUGUAUACCACUGUUCAAUGGAUUACAUGUGUACGUAGCAUUAAUGCAUUAUAAACCGAUAAAUUCAUUCGUUAUAAUUUAUCUGGAUAUGAUAAUUUAUAUCAAAAUCUAUGACAUUAUAUUAUAUAUUAUACUUUAUAUUUUACACGAAUAUUCAUAAUAUACAGACCAAACCUACUUAAACUAUAAGAAUAGUUAUAAACACCGUUAGAAAUGUAUUUACAUGCUAUUAUAUAAUAAUAUAGUAACUAUAAAGUACAUAAAUAUUUGUAAUUUUGCAAUAUGACGUGCUUAAUAUACAUAUAUUAUAAUAUGCUUAAAUAAGAAAUGAUAAUAAUUCAAGUUCAUUACAAUAAUACAACUUCUGCAUGUAUGUUAUAUUUUAUACUUAUGUAUAUAUUAUUUAUUAUAUUUUAUUAUGUACUUACACAAGAGAAAACACAUUUCCAGUCUUAGGUUUAAUAUAAUGUGUACAAUGUAUCUAUACACCGCAAUUACUUUUAUAAUUUUUUUUUUUACUCGAUGUAAUUUUUAUAUUACUGUAACUGUCUUGUUUCUCUUGCGACUAUUGUAAUAUAUCAUUUAUUAUGUGCUA
Molecule: messenger RNA, 3085 nt
Organism: Rhopalosiphum maidis (corn leaf aphid)
Lineage: Eukaryota; Metazoa; Arthropoda; Insecta; Hemiptera; Aphididae
Product: bifunctional lycopene cyclase/phytoene synthase-like
Exons: 3
Coding region: 1-1824 (607 amino acids)
Biological process (GO): biosynthetic process
Molecular function (GO): geranylgeranyl diphosphate synthase activity; intramolecular lyase activity
Source: RefSeq, a predicted model, not a curated record